UUCAUUUUCAGAAGAAAGAAAAAAUGGGCGGACCUGAAGCUGACAAGGAUGUCCACAUCUCCCUGGAGGAUCAGCAGAAGAUUAAUAAAUUUGCGCGGCAAAACCAGCGCAUGGAAGAACUCAAAGACGACCUCAAGGUUAAACAGUCUGAGAUCCAGACUCUUAUUGAUGCAACUAGUGAUGUAGAAGAGUUCUCUCUCACUGCUGAUGAUGGAGAUAAGAUUCCAUUCCAAAUUGGAGAGAUCUUUGUUCUAGAGAACCCUGAUACUGUACAGACUAUGAUUCAACAAAGGAAAGAUGAAGUUGAAGAGGAAAUAAAGCAGAUUAAACUGAAAGCUGAUUCAGUCAGAUCUGUGAUGUCAGAUCUGAAGACGCAUCUUUACGCCAAGUUUGGUGACGCAAUCAACCUGGAAGCUGACGAUUAAUCAAUCAAUCAAUCCACCUUUUACAUCGUAUUUGAUGAAUUAUUUAACUGAUAAUUGACGUCACAAGUUCUCAAAUAAAGCAACACACUUUA
Messenger RNA from Eurytemora carolleeae, 517 nucleotides. RefSeq names its product prefoldin subunit 4 (gene Pfdn4). The transcript is spliced from 5 exons. Gene Ontology annotation, cellular component: prefoldin complex; cytoplasm. Gene Ontology annotation, biological process: protein folding. Lineage: Eukaryota; Metazoa; Arthropoda; Copepoda; Calanoida; Temoridae. The record is from RefSeq and is a predicted model, not a curated record. The coding region runs from base 24 to 425 and encodes 133 amino acids.